Molecule: messenger RNA, 3301 nt
Organism: Anguilla anguilla (European eel)
Lineage: Eukaryota; Metazoa; Chordata; Actinopteri; Anguilliformes; Anguillidae
Gene: rilpl1
Product: Rab interacting lysosomal protein-like 1
Exons: 7
Coding region: 315-1508 (397 amino acids)
Biological process (GO): cilium assembly
Cellular component (GO): cytoplasm; ciliary basal body
Molecular function (GO): protein dimerization activity
Source: RefSeq, a predicted model, not a curated record
AAAUUCUGACAUGCGCAGUACAUUGACUGCAAUAUGUCCAGAGAUUAGGACACCGAAAACUGUAGAUGCCAAAUGGGACUGCCGGCGUUUUUAUCUAAUUAAUCUUAAAUCAGUGACAAAAUGGCUGCGGUUAACGGACAGAUGUCACUGAUAGUAACCUCGGUGAUUUCUACACUGCAGUGAGUAAAUGGGUGGGAAAUCUCGGCAGGAGUUUACAUUCAUGCGACGCGCUUAACUUAGCAAAGUCAAGGAACUUCGGGUUGUGGCGAAGGAAAUAACAGGAGAACAGGAACUGCACAGACAGGACGCUAGCCAUGGAAGAUUUCGGGACCGCGUUAGAGAAGAAUGCCUCGGAUUUGACGGUAAUGGACGUGUACGACAUCGCCGCGGUCGUGGGACAAGAGUUCGAGCGUAUAAUUGACCAGUAUGGGUGCGAGGUGUUGUCACGUCUGAUGCCUAAAGUGGUGCGGGUACUGGAAAUCCUGGAGGUGCUGGUUAGCCGAAAUAGCAUCAGCCCUGAAACCGAGGAGCUGCGGCUGGAACUGGACAGACUGCGCCUGGAACGAAUGGACCGACUGGAAAAAGAAAAGAAACACAAAAAGGAGCUGGAGCUGGUGGAGGAUGUGUGGAGAGGAGAGGCCCAGGACCUGCUGACGCAGAUCGCCCAGCUGCAGGAGGAGAACAAGGCCCUGCUCAGCAACCUGUCCCUCAAAGACUCCCCCAUGAGUGAGGAGGACCUGCAGAGACAGGAAGGUAUGUCGGAGAGGGAGAGACAGGUGAUGAAGAAGCUGAAGGAGGUCGUGGACAAGCAGCGAGAUGAGAUCCGUGCGAAGGACCGGGAGCUGACGCUGAAGAACGAGGACGUUGAGGCACUCCAGCAGCAGCAGAGCCGGCUGAUGAAGAUCAACCAGGACCUGCGGCACAGGAUGACAGUGGUGGAGGCGCAGGGCAAGGCGCUGAUCGAGCAGAAGGUGGAGCUGGAGGCCUCCGCCCAGGCACAGCAGCAGGAGCUGGCCAGCCUGCGGCAGGAGGUGGGCGAGCUGCGCCAGCACCAGCAGGGGGCGCCCAACUACAACGGCGAGGAGCCGCCCGCUCCAGCUAAGGAGGCGCUGUGUGAGGAAGACCAGGCAGGCGAGAGGGGCGCUCUUGACCCAAAAGACCACAACCGGCCCCGCUUCACACUCCAGGAGCUGCGGGACGUCCUGCAUGAGAGGAACGAGCUGAAAGCCAAAGUGUUCAUGCUGCAGGAGGAGCUUGCGUAUUACCGAAGUGAGGAUCCAGAGGAAGAGACCGGACCCUCCACGCCAAAUCCCUCCCUCGUGCCACGGGCCCGCCCCCUCCCCAACGCCCAACCAGAGUCAGGGAUCAAACGCCUGUUUAGUUUCUUCUCGCGAGACAAGAGGCGGAGCUCCCAGAGGAACGCCCGAUUGGACGACAGUUUGAGCUCGUGGGCGGGGAAGGAUGACGUGUACACAGAGCAGGCCCAGGAGGCCUUGCAACACCUGUAGCCACGGAAACCAACAGGACGUGUGGUUCGCUGUGACCUCUGACCCUGCCCCACAUUCACAUUAUUAGGGUCCCCUUCUAUACAACCCCCCGCCCCCAUCCAUAUCCUACCCCUCCCCCGCCGUAAACAAUAGGAGCCACCACAAGGGGGCAGGGCGUGGAGUGGUGAGUCAUCGGGCAGCUUUAAUAGCACUAUUAGAAUUUUAAAAAAACAAAAAAUGAUCAGCUCUGGUUGGUCUAAAGGUGUGUGAAGAUGAGGGUGAACGUGUCCAUAUGACGCUGGGGCAUAUGGACCCCUGAAACGUGGCAUCAGUGUGCAGCAUCGCAGGUGCAUUGUGGGUAAUAUGAGAGCGAGAGAGACACGAGCCGGCGAGCUUCUGUCUGUGAAUGAAUGCGAGCCCUACAGGAGUCUGGUCGUAAGGCAGUAGCCAGGCCGCAGGUCCAAGGUGCUCCAGAGGGUGGCUCCGCUGCGCGGUGCAGACGGACGGGAAGUGUGAAAAAGCUGCGGCGCUCUGUGUCCUUUAGAAAAGUAGGAUGGAAUUUGGGAGCGCCACUGGGAAAGAAAUGUAUUAAGAAAAGUUCUGUCACAAGUUUUAUUAAAGGCUUGGGCAAGAUUGAGGGAGAGGAGGGUGUGGAGAUGAACCAGGAGAGUGCGUAGCGUGAGGAGAGAGACAAAACAGGGCCUGAAGGAGAGCUACUUAACCAAGAAAUAAAAGCAUAGUCUUGACCUCAUCCAAACAAGCUGUGAACAAGGCAAUACGCAACAGUCGCCUCACCCUGUACUCAUUAAUUCUACACCAGGGAGCCCCACAGCCAUGGCGUGGGGUUGUAUCUUCACUAUAACUUCACCCUGAUGGGCUUUUCCUUGAAAGGAACUGGACUGAUGUGACUUUUAUCCAGUGGUGUUUUACAUGGUGUAUUUAAAUGAUGUGUACAACAAAGCACACCGUGUCCCAUGCAUUAUCCACACCUCAGAAUGAGUGUGAACAUGAAAUGCUAACUCUGUGAGUGAGUGGGGGUGGUGUGUGUGACAAACACAUACCGAUUUCAUGCAUUUUCAGGCAACUUCCGAGGUUUGGAGUAAAUAUAUGUUUGUACCUUACAAAAUGGAAUGUGAUGGCAAAACUAUUUUUGAACAACUAUAUAUCCUUUUUUAAAACUUGUGUGCUGAUUUCAUGAAUGGCCGGGCUCGCGUGUACAUCCUCUGAAGGCUGUUCUCUUGUCUCCGAGGUUUGAAUUGUGGAGGCAUUGUGCUGGGGACUACACUUCUGCCAUGGCAGGCCUCAGUUCAUUUUUCUGUUGAGUCGGUCCAGGAAAUUGAUUUUGAUUCAGUUCAUGAAUGUAAAAUUAUAUCCAUGACAGCAAUUUUCUCAUGAAUUAUCCUCAAUUUUCAUCAGUUAUCAUCCUCAGUUAUCAUCGCUGCUGAUCUUAAGGUGGAAGAGCCACAGAACCUGCUGGUGUUUGUUUCCACCUUGAGAUCAGCAACCGAUUCAGACCCAAGACGCCAUGUGACCUGAGUCAGCUGUGUAAUCAUCUGCUUUAACUGAUCAAUUGCUGUGCUACUCAAGUGCUGAGUUACAACAAAAACAAGCAGACCCCAUGGCUGUCCAGGACCAGGACUGAGGACCACUGUUCUAUGAGGAUUUUUCCAGUUCAUGUCAUGAAUUGACUGAACUUUAAUGGAACUGACCCCAGCUCUGUGUCCCGGAGCUGAACCCAGCUCUGUGUCCUGGAGCUGAAUCCAGCUCUGUGUCCUGGAGCUGAAUCCAGCUCUGUGUCCCGGAGCUGAAUCCAG